Molecule: messenger RNA, 720 nt
Organism: Python bivittatus (Burmese python)
Lineage: Eukaryota; Metazoa; Chordata; Lepidosauria; Squamata; Pythonidae
Product: olfactory receptor 2AP1-like
Biological process (GO): G protein-coupled receptor signaling pathway
Cellular component (GO): membrane
Molecular function (GO): olfactory receptor activity; G protein-coupled receptor activity
Source: RefSeq, a predicted model, not a curated record
AUGAUGGUGGGCUUAUUGACUGAUGAAAACACCAUUUCCUUCAGUGGAUGCUUUGUACAAUUUUUCUUCUUUAGCUACUUCAUAGGAACAGAAUGCUAUCUCCUGUCUGUAAUGUCAUAUGAUCGAUAUUUAGCAAUAUGCAAACCGUUGCAUUAUGCAACAAGUAUGAAUGCACAAAUCUGUAUCCAGCUGGCAGCUUCCUCAUGGAUAACUGGCCUUAUAGCUUCUUUGUUUGUCUUGAUUUUAAUGUUACAGUUAACAUUCUGUGGACCAAAUGAAAUUGAUCAUUAUUUUUGUGAUACUCUUCCACUCAUACAACUUUCCUGUAGUGACAGCAACCUGGUAGAACUUAUGAGUUUUAUCCUUGCCUUUGCAUUUACUUUGCCACCUUUUCUCCUCACCUUGACAUCCUAUAUAUACAUCAUAUCUACUAUCUUGAGAAUUCCUUCCACUGUCGGGAGGAAAAAGGCCUUUUCCACUUGUUCAUCUCAUCUGAUAGUGGUUUCUAUGUUUUAUGGAGCCAUCAUGGUUGUUUAUAUGUUACCAAAGCCUAAAGUACUUAACAAUGUCAACUACAUUUGCUCUCUCUUUUACACAGUCUUGCCCCCUGUUGCAAAUCCUCUUAUAUAUAGCCUGAGAAAUAAGGAGGUGAAGGAUGGCAUAAAAAAUGUAUCAAGGAAACUUAUAUCCUCCAGAGUUUACAAAACAUGGUUAGGAUGA